Molecule: messenger RNA, 2332 nt
Organism: Trifolium pratense (red clover)
Lineage: Eukaryota; Viridiplantae; Streptophyta; Magnoliopsida; Fabales; Fabaceae
Product: L-type lectin-domain containing receptor kinase IX.1-like
Exons: 1
Coding region: 117-2183 (688 amino acids)
Biological process (GO): protein phosphorylation
Cellular component (GO): plasma membrane
Molecular function (GO): protein kinase activity; carbohydrate binding; ATP binding
Source: RefSeq, a predicted model, not a curated record
ACUGUUUAUGAAUUUUAAUUGAUGGUCACAUCACAUGGAUGAUGCAUGCGAUGGCUACAAACAAACACAAACAACUAGUUAGCAUAAAAAAACCAUAGUAGCAAAGCAACCAUUCUAUGUUUGUUUUUUCAAUUGUACAAAACAAAAACCAAACAACCAUGUCAAAUUCUUGUUCUUCCUCAAACAUCAUUAAUCCCUCCAAAAAAAUCCUUCUUUUUCUCAUUUCACUACUCUUCACUCUUUCUUCCUUCCCAACAAAAACAAACUCACUUUUCUUCAACAUAACAAAUUUCGACGACCCAACCGUCGCUAAAAACAUUUCAUUCCAAGGUGACGGAAGAAUCACCAACGGUUCCAUUGAUCUCAACAAAGUAAGUUACCUUUUCCGUGUUGGUAGAGCAAUCUAUUCACAACCAUUACAUUUAUGGGACAAAAACACAAAAACUCUCACUAGUUUCACCACACGUUUCACUUUCACAAUCAAUAGUUUAAACGACACUUCCUAUGGUGACGGUUUUGUGUUUUUUUUAGCUCCUUUAGGAUAUCAAAUUCCACCUAAUUCAGCUGGUGGUGUUUUUGGUCUUUUUAAUGCUACUACAAAUAGUGAUUUUGUUAUGAACUAUGUUGUUGCUGUUGAAUUUGAUACUUUUGUUGGUUCUAUUGAUCCACCAAUGAAACAUGUUGGUAUUGAUGAUAAUGCUUUGACUUCUGUUGCUUAUGGAAAAUUUGAUAUUGAUAAUAAUCUUGGUAGAGUUUGUCAUGUUUUGAUUGAUUAUAGUUCUGAUAAAAAGAUUUUGGAAGUUUUUUGGUCUUUUAAAGGAGGUGAUGGAAAUUUUGGGAAUUCUUCAAUUUCUUAUCAGAUUGAUCUUAUGAAGAAAAUGCCUGAAUUUGUUAAUAUUGGUUUUUCGGCUUCAACGGGUCUUUUAACCGAAAGUAAUGUUAUUCAUUCGUGGGAGUUUAGUUCGAAUUUGAAAUCGGAUUCUACCGCAGAUGUUUUGUUAGAGGGAAAUGGAAAAAAAGGGUCUUUGAAAACGGUUGUGAUUAUUGUUGCGGUGAUUGUUCCGGUUAUUUUGGUAUUUUUGAUAGCGAGUAUUGUUGGUUGGGUGAUAGUGAAGAGGAAAAGGAAGAGUCUUGAUGAAGGGUUGGAUGAAUAUGGGAUACCUGUUCCGGUGAAAUUUGAUUUGGAUAAAGGGACUAUACCGAGAAGAUUUGAAUAUAGCGAAUUAGUUGCGGCUACUAAUGGUUUUGCAGAUGAUAGAAUGCUUGGAAGGGGAGGGUAUGGACAAGUUUACAAAGGUGCUUUGAGUUAUUUAGGUAAGGUUGUUGCUGUGAAGAGGAUUUUUGCCGAUUUCGAGAAUUCAGAAAGUGUUUUCAUCAACGAGGUUAGGAUUAUAAGCCGAUUAAUACAUAGAAACUUGGUUCAAUUCAUAGGUUGGUGUCAUGAACAAGGCGAGUUUCUUUUAGUUUUUGAGUUCAUGCCUAAUGGAAGCCUCGACACACAUUUAUUUGGUGACAAGAAAAGUUUAGCUUGGGAAGUAAGAUACAAAAUUGCAUUAGGUGUCGCGAAUGCACUUCGUUAUCUUCACGAUGACGCCGAGCAAUGUGUUCUUCAUAGGGAUAUUAAAUCAGCUAAUGUGUUGUUGGACACUGAUUUCAGCACAAAACUCGGCGAUUUUGGGAUGGCAAAACUUGUUGAUCCAAUGUUAAGGACACAAAGAACAGGCGUAGUCGGAACUUAUGGUUAUCUAGCACCUGAAUAUAUCAAUGGAGGAAGGGUUAGUAAAGAAUCUGAUAUGUAUAGUUUUGGUAUUGUUGCUUUAGAGCUAGCAACUGGUAGAAGGAUUUUUCAAGAUGGUGAGUUUCAUGUACCUUUGAUGAAUUGGGUUUGGGGACUUUAUGUUGAAGGGAAUCUUAUGAGUGCUGUUGAUGAAAGAUUGAAUUUGGAGUUUGAUGUUAAUGAAAUGAAGAGUUUGCUUAUUGUAGGGUUAUGGUGUACUCAUUCAAAUGAUAAAGAAAGACCUAAAGCUUAUGAAGUGAUUAAGGUUCUUAAUCAUGAAAUGGCAUUACCUGAACUUCCACUUGAUAUGCAUGAUCAUGCUCCUCCAAUUGUAAGUUUUAGGCCAUCCAAUUUGGUAUCUUUGCAACCACAAAUGACUAAUAGUCUUGUUUGUGAUGGAAGAUAGUUAGAUGUUUUUUACGAGCUGAGUCUUUUCAUGGAUGGAAGCAAUGGUUUUCUAUGUGGAAUUUAAUUCAUUUUAUUUCUUUGUAUAUUUGAUUUCUUUUUGUGACAUAUUGUUUGAUAACUUUGUUAUUUAGAUGAAUUUUUUGGUUA